UUGACAUGAAAAGGAGGCGGCAAGGCAAAGUGGGGUAGUAUCUUGAAGGUGGCCAUCUGCCACGUACAUAGUUGACUGAAGCUCCUCUUAACUCUCCCCGACGCAGCGCUUCUCUGCAACUCUCUUCAUUCAUUCACUUGUUCUUCCCAAUCUUUUAUUGCUAGCUUUGGGGGGUAGUUGCAGGGUGUAAUUAGCAGCUAAGUCCUGUUCCGAAUAAACAAACAAGUGGGCUAUAAUAUUUUUUCACACAGAUGGGAAGGGCUCCUUGCUGUGAGAAAGUUGGGCUCAAGAAAGGCCCGUGGACGCCCGAAGAAGACCAGAAGCUCGUCACUUACAUUCAUGAGCACGGCCAUGGCAGCUGGAGAGCCCUACCUCAGAAAGCUGGGCUGCUGAGGUGCGGGAAGAGCUGUCGGUUACGUUGGGCAAACUACCUGAGGCCAGACAUCAAGCGGGGCAAAUUCAGCGUCCAGGAAGAACAGACCAUAAUCCAGCUCCACGCCCUUCUGGGCAACAGGUGGUCCGCCAUUGCCACCCACCUUCCCAAGAGAACGGACAACGAGAUAAAGAACUACUGGAACACGCAUCUGAAGAAGAGGUUGGUUAAGAUGGGAAUCGAUCCUGUGACGCACAAGCCACAAAACAAGUCGGCUUCGACGGCCAGUUCCUCAGCCCUUGUGAGCCACAUGGCGCAGUGGGAAAGCGCGCGCCUCGAGGCAGAGACACGCCUGGUGCGCGAGUCUAAGCUCAGGGCCAACGCCAGCCUCAACGCCUUCAACCCACUUACCAGAGCCAGCAAUCCAUGGAGGUCUUUUUCUUCAGGUCACGGGUUCGAGUCCCCAACCAGCCAAGCUCUAGGGUUGUCCUCAUAUAGCUUCGACUGGAUGAAAGCUGUAGAGAAAUUCGACAAGGCUGGCUGCAACUGGACCAACGAGACGGUCUCACCUGCAGAAACGAGCUACGUGGGUCUUUUGCAGCAGGCCAUGUGUCCGUCAGCUCAAGCCACGAAGCUUCUCUCUGAUGAGACAAAGAAAAUAGUUGCCAGUCACAAGAUCCAGGAGCUUUCAGUCAAUACUGAUUCUUCAGAUGAGAAAAAACCCAUUUUGGAGAAUGCCCAAAGUGAGGAGAAGCUACCUGGGGAUAACUCUGCUGUGGGGAAUUCUUCCAGUGCAAGAUCUGAUGUUUCUGAGCUUUCCAAGACUGAUGGUGAUGGUGAUGGUGAAGGGAAUGGGGAUGGGGGUGAAUCUCCCGUUCUGAAGGAAUUUCAGCAUUCAUCCUCCGAUGAAAUUAGUAGUAAUGUGAGCUUUAAAUCUCACUAUGAUGGGCUAAGUACAGAUAUACUGAUGGAUCUGGUUAUUGUUCCUUCUACUUCUGCAGAUGAUACAUCUCUGAGCACUAUCAGUGGUGGGCUUUGUACUCCUACAGUAGCAACAGAUGUGGAUGAUACCAAGGACUACUGGAGCAAUAUGUUCAUUGUCUGUAACUCUCCUCAUACUAAUCAUUCUGGGGUUCAGAGCAUGUUCUAGCUUGUUGGGGGUCUAAUGAAUAGCUUAAACUUUUGUUUUGUGUAUAGUCGGUCAUUCAAGACAUGGUUUUUUUCCUUCCUAUUUUGUGAGAAAUCUGUUAUUUUGUAUUGGGUUUAUAUCAAAAUGAUGAAAGAUAACAGGAAAGGUAGAGAUCUAACCCGGCCUUUUCAAAAUUUUAUGAAAAGUUUUAUUUGUUAUAUGAUGGCCUAGAAUAAUUAGAUUAGGUUAACAGGUUGGUCGUUUGUGAAUUUCUGAUUAUGACUGAAAUGAACUUGUGCAAUUCUAUUUUGUUAUCUGAUUGAAGUCGGUGCACUUCAUUAUCAUAUAUCAUUUAUCAUUUAUGUGAAGACAAUUCUAUUUUUCAA
This is a messenger RNA of Cryptomeria japonica (Japanese cedar), 1888 nucleotides long. Its product is annotated as MYB-like transcription factor 4. The transcript has 3 exons. NCBI's taxonomy places the organism in Eukaryota, Viridiplantae, Streptophyta, Pinopsida, Cupressales, Cupressaceae. Bases 252 to 1523 code for a protein of 423 amino acids. The record is from RefSeq and is a predicted model, not a curated record.